This is a messenger RNA of Adineta ricciae, 387 nucleotides long. Lineage: Eukaryota; Metazoa; Rotifera; Eurotatoria; Adinetida; Adinetidae. The record is from the annotation of a GenBank genome assembly.
AUGACAACAACUAUUGAAAAUUUCCUUAACAACAAACGAAAAUUUCUUUCAGAUGAUGAAGGAUAUCCUUCUUCGGCUCGAUUUUUGUCUCUCAACGACCAGAUACCAACAAACUGCAAUGCGAAAAAACUCAAAUCAAUGGAAACAGAUCGACUCUCAUCAACGACCAUGGAAUACGAAGAGACGAGCGAAAUGAUGGUUUGUGAAGGCUCAACUUCGACCAAAAGUGAUGUUCAACAAACAACCGAGAUAACAAAUAAAUCAGCAGAGAUAAUCAGUGCAAAACAUCACGAUACUGAAACUAAUCCAACAGCGUUGGUUGUGCGUUGUUACUGUGAUCCGUUUCGAUUAAACACGUUGUUUCCGCACAAUUCGAACUUAUAUUGA